Dromaius novaehollandiae (emu) is the source of this 6035-nucleotide messenger RNA. RefSeq names its product actin filament associated protein 1 (gene AFAP1). Gene Ontology annotation, cellular component: cytosol. Gene Ontology annotation, molecular function: SH2 domain binding; SH3 domain binding. Lineage: Eukaryota; Metazoa; Chordata; Aves; Casuariiformes; Dromaiidae. The transcript is spliced from 18 exons. The record is from RefSeq and is a predicted model, not a curated record. Bases 389 to 2578 code for a protein of 729 amino acids.
CCGGGCGGGGCCGGGGGGCGGGGCGUCGCGGUGUCCCCGCCCCCGGCGCGGCGCGGCGCGGCCCCGGUGCUGCCUGCGCUGCGCUGGGCUCGGUCGGCUCCGCUGCGCCGCCCCCGCCGCUGCGCGUAGCCCGCUUUGUGCCGGCAGCCGCCGCGCGACGGCCGCAAGGUCCUGGAGCCAGAGACGUUGGAUAGACGCUCUGCUUGCUGAGGCGAAAAGCAUCCCUGCUCCUCGGGAAACCACGGGAUUCACCUGCCGGGGAAGGCCGGAGAGACGCGUACGCGCUUCCGAAAGGCGAGACGAGCAGAUGUGAGGCACGCAGAGGUAGUUAGCUGCUCUCCUCUCUGGCUCCUUGUAAUCAGUUUGAUGCAGCAAACGCUUGAUAGCCAUGGAAGAGUUAAUAGUUGAGCUGCGUCUGUUUCUUGAACUUCUGGACCAUGAAUAUCUAACUUCUACUGUCAGGGAGAAGAAGGCGGUAAUAACUAACAUCCUCCUGAGGAUACAGGCAUCAAAAGGUUUUGAGAUAAAAGAACAUGUCCAGAAACAGGAAGUCGCCAACAGUUUGCCUGCGCCGCCUCAGAUGCCUCUACCAGAAAUACCUCAGCAGUGGCUGCCACCAGAUAGUGGGCCUCCACCAUUACCAACAUCAUCCCUUCCAGAAGGCUAUUAUGAAGAGGCAGUGCCGCUUAGUCCUGGAAAGGCUCCUGAGUAUAUCACUUCCAAUUAUGACUCGGAUGCUAUGAGCAGCUCUUACGAAUCCUAUGAUGAAGAGGAGGAGGAUGGAAAAGGGAAAAAAAUGAGACAUCAGUGGCCUUCUGAGGAGGCCUCUAUGGAUCUAGUGAAGGAUGCCAAAAUCUGUGCCUUCCUCCUUAGAAAGAAACGAUUUGGGCAAUGGACAAAACUACUGUGUGUUAUCAAAGAAAACAAACUACUGUGUUAUAAAAGUUCCAAGGACCAGCAACCUCAGAUGGAGCUGCUGUUGAAUGACUGCAGUAUCACAUACAUUCCCAAAGACAGCAAAAAGAAGAAGCAUGAGCUGAAAAUCACUCACCAAGGAGCGGAUGCGCUGGUUCUAGCAGUACAGAGCAAAGAGCAGGCGGAACAGUGGCUAAAGGUUAUAAAAGAUGUGUGCAGCAACUGCACUGGAGCUGUGGACUCGGAUGGGCCGUUAUCUAGUUCUCCGGUGCACAAGACAGAACUGGAAAAGAAGUUGUCGUCUGAGAGGCCAAGCUCGGAUGGGGAAGGUGCUGUGGAAAACGGCAUCACGACGGUGUGCAAUGGCAAAGAACAAGUGAAAAGGAAAAAAAGUUCGAAGUCAGAGGCCAAGGGCACGGUGACCAAAGUAACAGGGAAAAAAAUAACGAAGAUCAUUGGUUUAGGAAAGAAAAAACCAUCAACAGAUGAACAGACCUCAUCAGCUGAGGAAGAUGUUCCUACAUGUGGAUAUCUCAACGUGCUCUCAAAUAACCGCUGGCGUGAGCGCUGGUGCAGAGUGAAAGACAAUAAGCUCAUUUUCCACAAGGACAGGACCGACCUGAAGACCCACAUAGUUUCCAUCCCACUCCGCGGCUGCGAGGUCAUUCCCGGGCUGGACUCCAAGCAUCCCCUGACCUUCCGGCUGCUUCGAAACGGCCAGGAGGUCGCCGUGCUCGAGGCGUCAUCGUCUGAAGACAUGGGCAGAUGGAUUGGAAUUUUGCUGGCUGAAACUGGGUCUUCCACAGACCCCGGAGCCCUGCACUACGACUACAUCGACGUGGAAAUGACUGCGAGCGUCAUCCAGGCUGCAAAGCAGACCUUCUGUUUUAUGAACAGGCGAGUUAUAUCUACAAAUCCGUAUCGGGGAAGCACUGCCAAUGGCUACGCAUGUCCAAGUGGAAUGGCACUUCAUUACGAUGAUGUUCCCUGCAUAAAUGGAUCGUUUAAAGGCAAGAAACCUCCUGCAACUGCUAAUGGGAUCACAGGAAAAGGGAGAACUUUAAAUAGCCAACCGAAGAAAUCUGAAUCAGUGUCAUGCGUGAAGCGCACAGCGUCCAAUGCCGAGCAGUACAAAUACGGCAAGAACCGUGUGGAGGCAGAUGCAAAGCGGUUACAAAGCAAAGAGGAGGAAUUGCUAAAAAGGAAAGAGGCCCUCCGGAAUCGGCUGGCCCAGCUCCGAAAGGAAAGGAAGGAUCUCCGAGCUGCCAUCGAAGUCAAUGCUGGCAGGAAGACUCAAGUGAUUCUCGAAGAUAAGUUGAAGAAGCUGGAGGAGGAAUGUAAGCAGAAGGAGGCCGAGCGCGUAAACCUGGAGCUGGAGCUGACGGAGGUGAAGGAGAGCCUGAAGAAAGCCUUGGCGGGCGGCAUCACGCUGGGCUUGGCUAUCGAGCCCAAAUCAGGAACAUCAAGCCCACAGUCCCCAAUUUUCAAGCACCGAACUUUGGAAAACUCGCCCAUCUCCAGCUGUGACACUAGUGAUACUGAAUGCUCAAUACCUGUGAACAGUGCGGCAGCUCUGAAACGACCUCCCUCGUCAAAUAAUUCUCCAUGUCGAGGCCACGUACUCCGAAAAGCAAAGGAAUGGGAGAUGAAAAACGGAACAUAAGUAUAGCAAAACCACUCACUUUCCAUAAAGGCCUUACCUAUUAUGGACCAAGACACAGGCUGCAAAAAGACUCAUCUGUAACGUGGUAUCGAGUGAUACAACAUAAGAGGUUUUACAAUUCUGUUAAGUUAAUGGUAGCUUGGCCCUCAUUUGCCUGUAUUCCCUCUACUGUAUUGCUGUGUAACUACGUGUGCCCCUUUUUUUUUACCUGUAACUCCUAAUUUCCAACUUCAUUUGUACAGAAAAUGAAAACCAAAAGACAAAACAGUGAUAGUAAGUAAGAAGGAGCAUAUAGUUGCAAUCGAAAGUUUACUUUGCAGAAACAGUUUAGACCAGCAAUGUUAAUGAUACUGCAUCGGAUGGCCUGAACAGCACUGAAGACUGGUGCUUUAUUUAAGACCAAUGUGAAAUCAUUUCAAAUAAGAUGUACUCUUACAGGUAAUACCGACUUUCGGGAUUCUGCCAGAAGACUUGCUCAUUUGCAGUCACUUUGCUGUUAGCUGUUCACAGGGCAAAAGAAAAAUGAUGAAAUGUAUUCACAGAAAUGGCAUGACUUGCUUGAACUGGGAAGUCAGGACUCUUCAGUGCCACUGUCCUCUGUGGUGAUUAGAGACCACGGAGUGACACAACUCAGCUGUGAAGCAUUUUUUGAUGCUUUUUAGACAGAUGCUUUUGUCGUUGUGACAUAAAAAGCUGCCAUACUUUUAAAAAUGCAUUUUAAUAUUCUUUUUUAUUACUAUUUUGAAGCACCAGUCAUUUUCAAAGGUCACAUUGUCUAAGAAUGAUUUGUUUCUGUUUUUUUUAAAGCCGGAUAUUACUUCAUUUCUGUACUUUUCAAAAAAAAAAAAAAAGAUUAAUCCUCAGCAGAUAAUGGCAACUCAGAAUAGCUUAUGCAGUCUUGUUUCAUUUUUUAUAAUGCAGUAUUGUUAAACUUGAGUUAGAGAACACUGCUGUACUUGGUUUCCUUAGCCUUUUCUGACCUCAGCUAUUAUUUUGUGAGGAAGACAGACUGAAAGGAUGAUAAUUUCCAGCCUCUUUUUAUAAACAAUUUUACAAACAAUUGGGGAAUUUUUCAGACAGGACUCUAUUUCUGUUUACUAGGAAACCGUGCCUUGCAUUUUAGCCUGUAAAAUUACAAAAAUCUGUUUGUCUUUGUCUCUAUCCAAGACACUCCUGAGGCUCCAUGCAGUAAAUUGCCAAAGCCCUUCAAAAUUUCAAGAUUAGCUUAAAAAUCAGGAGAGAGAACAAAUAAUGAGUUGGGUUCUUUUAAUCUAUCCUCUGUGGGUUUUUUUAAGCCUUCAGAGAGCCUUCAGUCACACUCUCAAGAUUUUUCUCCUCAGCUGUAAGGACUAGAAAAUAACUUUAAUUAAAAAAUUUUAAAUACUACUCAUAGUUUGAGAUAAUCACAAGACGUUAGGGCCAGAAUCUUGGUAAUUACUGAAGAGUCACACUUAAAAAUCACAGAAGUUGGCAACACAGCAGUUACCAAGCAUCAAAUCCUGUUAUUGUCCAGGCCUACAGUUUGCCUAUUACCUCUAGAAGGAACAUAUAUAACUGUUUAAGUGUACACUGCUAUUCCAAGCUCGGAUGGAUGCCGGAGGACGUCCUACAGGAGCAGGUAGUACAAGCAGGCCUGGGAUGGUGGCGCAGAGUUAUCAGAAAGACACGGCGCUUAGCAGCUCCCAAAAAUCAGGCCACGGUGAGUGCUGAGACCCCUUGAAAAGCAGGUCUGUAACGGUCCACCUGUAAGGGCUUUUUCCUGUUUCCAAGUGAAAUUAGUGCCAGGAUCCCAAGGACCUUAACAGAGCAGAAAUGAGGCGCAAAAUUACAAACAGCUCUUUGCUUCCUGGGAGUCUGCUUCGUGCAGCGUGCCUCCAGAACACAAAUACAGUAAGAAGGCAAGUGUCAGCAUGGUUUUCAUUCAAAACAGGAUUUUUAUUUUAUUUUAGGUCAUCUGCUUACUUAUUAACUCUUCAUAAGUGGAGGGCACACUCUACGCUGUAUGACUAUGGACUAAACAGUAUCAAGUAUCCCAUAAAUAUUAGCAGAAGCAAAUUUGAAGCAAAAGUAAGUUCAUUUAGGCUUUUUAUUUCAAAUUAAGUUAUUUAUUUGUAUAUUUCAAUAAAUAUUUAAUUUAUAUCUGUACAUAUUUAUGAUGCAAAUUAGGCAUCUAGUCAACAUUUGCAAUGAUGUAACCGUUGCCAUUAACAAGUGGUCACACAUCAAGUACCGCAGACCCAUCAAAAGCCAGAUUAUUUUGAGGCAGUCUCAUGUACCUAACAUUGGCAUUGUAGCUUCCACCCCUUAUGCCAUUAAAAACGUGUGGAGAGGACAGGGUUUCUUUUUAAUCCACGCUGAAGGGCAACUUCUUCUGGCAGCCGAGGGUGCCUGGCGCACCCCGGGCCAUGCCGCGGCCGCGGGGCUCCCUGCCUGCGCCCACACCGGCCCCGAGCAAGCCGUGAGCGAGUCUCUCUCCUGUCCCUCGAGAACGGGUCACAGUUUGCCUUCCGUGGCACGUCCAUUCGACACAACGGCCGAGGUUUUGUAAGGAAGAAAGCAACAAACUCCCAGAAAUAACCUCGCUGUAGACCACAUUCAGUGCUGUGAAAUACACUCAGUUUUGUUGAAUAGUACUAUUGCUGUACAAUUUUUUUUUAUAAAAAGCAACAGAGCUUGUAUUUUCAAUGUUUUUAGAUUUCAGAAUCACCAGGCAAAGUCAGCAAUAGAGCAGUAUGACUUUUUUUUUUUUAAAGAAAAUUCUUGUAUUUUAAACCAUUGCAUUUCUAUGUCUUUUGAGAUAAUGUUACACUUGUGCUUCCUCAGCAAACUCCUAUUACUGUACCAGGUGCUUUUUAUAUUGUUUUUUUUUUAAUGGGUGGUGCUUUUUUAAAAAACAGAUCAUAAUUUGGGGGGAUCAAAGGGUUUUUUUUUUUUAAUGAGAUGAUUGUGGCAAUUUGAUUUUUCAAAUGGAGAAUACUUUCAUACUAAUUUUCAUUUAAGUCACUUUCAACUUAAUUGGCCCAGGCUGUAUGUUGUAAGAUAAUGUUCUCAUAUUAAGAAUGUAAUUAUUUCCUUAUUGUAUUUUUUAAAAAACAAAAUCAUAUUUAAAAAUCUCUGUGAAAAAAACAUGAAAGAAACAUGAAAAAAGUUCUUUUUUUAUUUUUGUUAUUGGAUAUGUUGGCAGUGCCCAUUAUAAUGGACUGUAAAUAGAGUCUUUCUACUGUAUUUCUCAAUGUAUUUAAGUUUUUUGACACACAUUCAUGGAAACUUCUGUUAAAAAAAAAAAAAAUCCAAAAUAGACCCACCUACAAAUGUGUGUCUUAGCAGCUUCAACUAACUUUCUGCCUUUCUAGUUUAUUCUCCAGAAAGUCUUGCAGAGUGUGAAAAAAAGACUGGCACCUGGUAGGUGCGACAGAUUUGAGAUCAUUAUUAAUAAAGUUACCUGUCAAACAAAGAA